Onthophagus taurus is the source of this 1371-nucleotide messenger RNA. RefSeq names its product poly(A) binding protein nuclear 1 (gene Pabp2). Gene Ontology annotation, molecular function: poly(A) binding. The record is from RefSeq and is a predicted model, not a curated record. Gene Ontology annotation, cellular component: nucleus. NCBI's taxonomy places the organism in Eukaryota, Metazoa, Arthropoda, Insecta, Coleoptera, Scarabaeidae.
AUUAAAAUUGCCUUUGUUGAUGAAAGUUAAAAAAAGAAUAAUUCGUGGUAAAUGGUUUAGCAAUAAUUAUUAUCGGGAUAGAUAACUUUUUUUUAUUUGUGUAAAGAAGAGUUUAUAGAAUUGAUGACUUUGUUAAAAUUGUAAUGAUCAUUUAUUUAGUGAUUUUUCUUGAUAACCUCGUUUAGGUUGGUAACGAAAGCCGAGUACGUGAAGAAGCAAAACGCAUCUUUGAAACACCGGCUCCCCUAAUUAACAAUUAACAUUCAGUUCUUCGGUAGGAUUUUUUUCAAGAUAUGACUGAUAAUGAAGACUUAGGGCUUGGGUCUGAGGACCAAUUGGACUCGUUGGACGACACCAACGGUAUCAACGACGAUGCUCUUCUGAACGACACCGACGGUGACGGUGGCGGAGCAGAUGACCCAGAACUAGAGGCCAUCAAAGCUAGAGUUAAGGAAAUGGAGGAAGAAGCUGAGAAAUUGAAGCAAUUGCAGAACGAAGUUGAUAAACAGAUGAAUAUGGGAAGUCCUCCUGGACUUACAAGUCCAUUAAACAUGUCUAUUGAAGAAAAAAUGGAAGUGGAUAAUCGCAGCAUAUACGUCGGCAACGUUGAUUACGGCGCAACGGCCGAAGAAUUAGAGCAGCACUUCCACGGAUGCGGUUCUAUAAACCGCGUUACGAUACUUUGUAACAAGUUCGACGGUCACCCGAAGGGUUUCGCUUACAUUGAAUUUGGAGAUCGUGAUUCCGUGCAGACGGCAAUGGCAAUGGAUGAGUCUUUGUUCAGAGGAAGACAAAUUAAGGUGAUGCCGAAACGAACGAAUCGUCCAGGAUUGUCGACCACCAACCGGCCACCAAGGGGUAGAGGGAUGUUCCGCGGAGCCAGUAGGAGCACCACCAGGGGUUAUUUUCCCGGGUAUCGACCCAGUCGCAGGCCAAGGUACAUUCCUGCGUACAACAUAGUUUGCCACAAACAUCAAUAAUUGUACACACACAGUAUCGACUGUCGUGGUUCGAAAAAAUAAAAAAAAUUACUAGACCACUGAUGUCGUUUUAAGGGCUGCUUCUUUCGCUAAUUUUUUUAAGCUAAUUUCAGCUUAAAGUUUUUUUUUAUUUAUUAUAUUAUCAUUGUGUGAUAUUAUUAUUUUUUUUUUUUUGGUUUAAUUUACAUCUGUAUUUUACCGUUUAGAAGCUAACGAUAAACAUAAAGUAGACCUUAAAAUGUGCUUAGUUAAGGUGUAUUUUAUGUGACCCUUGCUCUAAAAGAUUUUCAGAUGAUCUGGUCCUUUUUCAGAUAUGUAUAUCUUAACAAUUAUUGUAAUUUGAAACUUCCAGUGUAUGCUAGCAAGGAAAAUAAAAACACUGAGUACUUUG